Molecule: messenger RNA, 1815 nt
Organism: Solanum pennellii
Lineage: Eukaryota; Viridiplantae; Streptophyta; Magnoliopsida; Solanales; Solanaceae
Product: putative F-box protein At1g49610
Exons: 4
Coding region: 124-1692 (522 amino acids)
Molecular function (GO): protein binding
Source: RefSeq, a predicted model, not a curated record
UAAAAACCUACCUACUCUGCCUACUUUAUUCAUUUCUUCUGCUUUGUUCUCGGUCUCGCCGCUUAGUUUAUGUUCACUAAUAAGUAUUAGCCCUUUGUUGUUUCUCAACAACAGAAAAGUGGCAUGUCAACUAGGAGUGAGAAAGAUCAAUUCCGUAGUAGUCCUGGUGAUGAUGGAAACUCCGAAAGUUGGCUUGUUGGAAACUCACCUCAGAAAAAUGUGAAAAUUGAGACAGGAUGUAAUGACGAAACUGACCUCGUUGAUAGAAUCAGUCAUCUACCUCACGCUUUAAUUGUUCAGAUUCUUUCUCGAUUGUCCAUAAUUGAUGCCUUCAGAACAACUAUUCUUUCUAAAGAUUGGCAAUACUUCUGGACUGCUAUCGACAAUCUUGUUUAUGACAAUGAGGAGUUUAAUUGUUCAAAUAGCUCGAUGGUACACAAAUUCAUUUCCGUAACAGAUAAUGUACUACCUCUCCUUAGCAGCUCUAGCAUUAAAAAGUGCAGUCUAAACUUUGUGUUCAGACAUAAUGAUGAGGUGUCUUAUUUUCCCGUAAUUGACAAGUGGCUUGAAUUUGUUGUGAACAAGAAAGUGGAGGGUCUAAGCCUGAAGAUAAGUUAUGAUACUGAUGAUAUUGAGAAUGACCAACCUUAUAGUCUUCCAAAAGUUUUCUGUAGUAGUUCGUCGAUCCAAAAACUCAAAUGCCAGAAUUGCAGAAUAUUAGACGACUGUGUAUUAAAUUGGACAUCGUUGAAGAUUUUGACAUUGGAAGAUUUGUUAAUCCAGGAUAAACACAUUAGCCAAAUAAUGUCCAAUAGCCCUCAGUUGGAAUCAUUCAGUCUCUAUAAAUUUUGUGGAUUUAAUUAUUUGCACAUGACUUCUCCAAAUUGUAAGAAACUUAAAUUGAUUGAUCACUAUCAUCCUAUUGGAGAUUGGUAUUCAUUCGAAGGUGAUUGUUGCUUUGAAGUUGUUGCUCCGUAUGUUGAACAUUUAACGAUUUCUGGAGAUUUUGAUUAUACGAUUAUUGAGCUUAAGGACUUGUCAUCUUUGGACCAUGCCAAACUUGAUCUCUGUAGUGAUGAGUUUGAUUCACUGGAUGAGGGCAUACUGAUAGAUCUUUUGGUAAGCAUUGGUUGUGCUAAUGAGCUAAUACUUUCAUCCUGGUUUAUCAAGGUGAUUUCCACUUCGAUGAUGGACGAGGAAUUGAAAGUCUCCUUACCGUUGCUACAAUGCAGAUGGUUGACAAUAAGUUCGUAUGUUUCAAAAGUUUCCUUCCUCAUGCUAGACAAACUCUUAAGGUCGACUCCUAAUUUGGAAAAAUUGACGAUGUUUCCUGAUCUGGAGGACUUCUCAAUUUUUCAGAACGCGGAAAAAAACACUGAGGCGUUGGAAUUAUAUGACCCCCUCUCAUUUCAAGAAAACAUAUUCAAAGAUCAUUUACAGAAUUUGAAGAUUGUCAAGGUUAUGCCAUUUUGUACAUCCGAAGCAACAGAGCUCGAUCAAUUCUUGAAGUUCUUACUUGAGCACGCGAUAAAUCUGGAGAAAAUGGUUAUAGUGCCAAAGCAUAAGGGAUGCAACAAUUGCGCUACUAAUACCUCACAGUUGAUAAAGUGUUUGUCACUUUUUCCAAGAGCUUCUAUUAGUACAGUUAUUUCCUUAGGUCCAGUUACCCGAAAUGUUUUUAAUACUCUUUAGUUAUGUUUGAAACUCUCUUGUGAUUAUAAGGACACAAGGCUGGGAUAUCAUGAUUAUAAUUUGGAUAUUGCUUGUAAUUUGUUUUAACUGACAUUGUGAUUUUAGUAGUUUUUUCUUUCUAUU